This is a messenger RNA of Venturia canescens, 7351 nucleotides long. Its product is annotated as myosin-VIIa-like. Bases 67 to 6483 code for a protein of 2138 amino acids. The record is from RefSeq and is a predicted model, not a curated record. NCBI's taxonomy places the organism in Eukaryota, Metazoa, Arthropoda, Insecta, Hymenoptera, Ichneumonidae. Gene Ontology annotation, molecular function: cytoskeletal motor activity; ATP binding; protein binding. Gene Ontology annotation, cellular component: cytoskeleton; myosin complex. The transcript is spliced from 27 exons.
CUGCGCUAAAGUGACAGUUCUUAAAAAUCCCGUGGCCAGAUUUAUUUCCCUCGAAAUUUAUGCGGAAUGGCUGAAAAAGCCGUUGCAAACAAAUCGUCUUAUGCAUUGGGCGAUCAUGUGUGGAUAAAAAAUAUUGGAAAUGGUGAAUUCGACAUUCUUUUGGCGGGUGAGAUUGUACAUAAAGAUCGAAAAGAAAUAAGAAUACGUUUCGACGAUGGGAAGGAAGAAACGAUUGCUGAAAAUCGGAUUGUCAAAACGAUGCAUCCUACCUCGAUUAAUGGUGUUGAAGAUUUAAUCAAACUCGGCGAUUUGCAAGAGUAUGCGAUACUGAAGAACUUGCAUACACGUUAUAUGAAAAAUCUUAUUUACACGUAUACCGGAAGUAUGUUGAUAGCAAUAAAUCCCUAUUGUAUUCUUGACAUUUAUACUACGAAGGAGAUUGCGAAAUAUAGAGGUAAAAAGUUGGGUGAUGGACCGCCACAUAUUUUUGCAAUAGGAGACAAUUGUUACACCGAAAUGAAAGCUACUGGUGCUGAUCAAUGCAUAGUUAUCAGUGGCGAGAGUGGAGCUGGCAAGACGGAGAGUACAAAAUUGAUUUUGCAAUAUAUCGCGGCGAUAAGUGGCGAACACUCUUGGAUAGAGCAACAAAUUUUGGAGGCAAAUCCAAUCCUCGAAGCUUUCGGAAACGCGAAAACAAUGCGUAACGACAACUCCUCGAGAUUCGGCAAAUAUAUAGACGUUAAUUUCAACAAAAAUGGUCUCAUCGAGGGAGCAAGAAUCGAGCAAUACUUGUUGGAAAAAUGUCGUUUGGUGUCUCAAUCGAAAGGAGAAAGAAAUUAUCACAUUUUUUACUCCAUGCUUCGUGGAUUGUCCACUGAAGAGAAAAAUAUAUUGAGCAUCGAUUCAGUUUCGGAUUACAAUUAUUUGAAUGGGGGUGGUGAAUGUAACAACAGAAACGACAGCAAAGAACUCGCGGAUGUGAGAGCAGCCAUGAAAGUCCUUAAUUUUAGUGACAACGAUUUCUGGAAUAUCAUGAAACUUUUGGCUGCAAUAUUACACGUCGGGAAUCUCAGUUACAAAUCCGUGAUGAUUGCUAAUAUGGACGCCUGUGAAUUACAAAACGAGGCACAUGCCAAAUCAGUUUCUGAUCUUUUGGGAGUUAAUUUUCGAGCACUUAAGGAUGCGCUGACAAAAAAAACGAUUUUUGCCCACGGUGAUCGAGUGGUUAGCAAUUUAUCGAAGGAGCAAGCUUUGGAAGUGAGGGAUGCGUUCGUCAAAGCAAUUUACGAUCAUCUCUUCAUAAUGAUCGUGAACCAGAUAAACAACACGAUAUUCAAACCAAAAAAUCACAAAAUGAGUUCAAUCGGUGUACUUGAUAUAUUUGGUUUUGAGAAUUUUCAUCAAAACAGCUUCGAACAAUUAUGCAUUAACUACGCAAACGAGCAUUUGCAGCAAUUCUUUGUAAAGCAUAUUUUCAAAAUGGAACAGGAAACAUACAUGUCUGAAGGUAUAUCUUGGAAACAUAUUGAGUUUCUCGAUAAUCAGAGCGUUUUGGAUCUAAUCGGGGCCAGGCCCGUUAAUGUGAUGGCCCUCAUCGAUGAGGAGAGCAAAUUUCCGAAGGGUACGGAUGAAACGUUGCUAGCAAAAGUAAAUCAAUUGCACUGUAAUCAUGGGAAUUACGUGAUGCCAAAAUCGACCCUCGAAACGGGCUUCGGUAUAAGACACUUUGCUGGCACGGUUAAAUACGUUGUUAAAGGCUUUUUGGACAAAAAUCGGGACACUUUCUCGGCUGAUUUAAAACAACUGAUAAACAUCUCGUCCAAUGAUUUUAUUAAAUCUAUUUUUACCAAGGAUCAGCUUGCGACUGGUAUUGACGGCAAAAAGCGAUCGUCAACUUUGUCUUCAGAAUUUCGGAACUCCCUCGAUCUGUUGAUGAAAACACUGGAAAGCUGUAAUCCGUUUUUCAUCAGGUGCAUCAAACCCAAUGAGGAACAAAAAGCUUCGCUUUUCAAUAACGCGCUUUGCUGUCAUCAGCUAAGAUAUUCAGGAAUGAUGGAAACAGCGCGGAUACGACGUGCCGGUUACCCGAUUCGUCAUGAUUACGACGAGUUCGUGAAUCGUUUUCGUUUUUUGGCGAAAGGAAUUUUCACGGGGACAAAAUCGAAUCUGAGGCUCGUAGCGGAAGAUAUUUGCACUAAAGUUUUAGGGAAAAACAGUCUGGAAUAUCAACUGGGUCGUACGAAAAUUUUUAUCAAAGAAGAACCCGAUCAAGUUUUGGAGCGUGAAAGAAAUCGCGUUCUCGAUGAAAGUAUUCUGAGGAUACAAAAAUGUGUCAGAAGUUGGAUUGCUAGGAAAGCAUACACCAGAAUGAAAAAAUCAGCAAUAAUCAUACAAAAGAAUUGGCGAGGUUACGGCCCGAGAAAACGGUAUCGGAUAAUGGUGCGUGGCUAUUUGAGAUUCCAGGCUUGUGCAAGAUCUCGAAUCCUCACUCGGGAUUAUCAACGGAAACGAAAACUUAUAAGAGCAUUGCAGGCUCGCGCACGUGGUUACCUUGUUCGAAAGCUCUGUGCGGAGAAACGUGAGUGGCGUAAAAAGAAAAUGCACGAAAUUGAAAAGUUGCGACGAAACGAGGAAAUUACGAUAAAAAAAGAGGGAAAGAAAGAUUGGGCAGAAAUUGCUCGAAAAAAUUAUGAGGAGAGAAUGAUCGAAGCUCAACGUCUCGUGGCUAAUUAUGAUGGCAGAAAGGACAUAGAAAAACCGACCAAAGAAUCUGAGACCAAUAUUGAUGUGAUGUUCGAGUUUUUAGAGAAUGAGCCUAAAGCCCCCAUCUCGAAGGAACUUCCUGGUGAUAUGUACGCGGAUCUCGUUCGCAAAGAGAAGAAUCCCGAUGACUCGACGAGUUUUCUCGAAAUACCGAUUGAAGAGAAUGCCAGUAUUGAUUUUUCGUCUUAUCACUUUGGAAAAUUCGCAUCGACUUAUUUCGCCUCGAACGUUACGCCACAAUAUUCGAAGCGGCCAUUGAAACAAGCUCUACUCGAUUUGCCAUUGCCAGCCGAUCAGUUGUCGGCUCAAGCUCUGUGGAUAACGAUCUUGCGAUUCAUGGGCGAUAUCCCGGAACCGAGAAAUCCGAUUGAGGCACCGGCUAACAAAACCGUCAUGUCCACAAUUUCGGAAACUCUGUCGAAGAGUUUCACAAGAUCGAAAGAAUUUGAAAACAUGAUGUAUCAUGAGAGAAAAAAAAGUAUAAUUCGAAUGACCUUGAAGAGGCAAAACAAGCUCCACGAGGACGUUAGAAAAGGAAUAAUUGAGGACGAAUUUAUGAACAAAACUUACGAAUAUUGGUUGCAAACACGUCGAACGAAUUUGGAAAAGUUCCAUUUCGUGAUUGGUCAUGGUAUCUUGAGGCCGGAGCUUCGGGAUGAAAUUUAUUGUCAAAUAGUAAAACAAUUGACCAACAAUCCUUCGAAGGCUUCACACGCUCGUGGAUGGAUUUUGCUGUCACUUUGUUUGGGCUGUUUUGCACCAAGCGAGCGAUUCAUCAAUUAUUUGAGGGCUUUCAUAAGAACGGGGCCACCAGGUUAUGCGCCUUAUUGCGAUCGCCGAUUGACACGAACUUACAAAAAUGGUACCAGAAGCCAACCCCCGAGUUGGAUUGAAUUGCAAGCGACGAAAAGCAAAAAACCAAUUAUUCUCGCGGUCACUUUUAUGAACGGCGAAACAAAAACUGUCGAAGCUGAUUCUGCGAGCACAGCUCAGGAAAUCGUCGCUAUUUUGGCCAAAAAUAUUGGACUCGUCGAUACUUUUGGAUUUUCUUUGUUCGUCACCCUUUACGACAAAGUUUUGUCUCUUGGAGCUGCAAGAGACCACGUGAUGGACGCAAUAUCCCAGUGCGAGCAAUACGCGAGAGAGCAAGGACAACCAGAACGUUCAGCACCGUGGAGGCUUUUCCUGAGGAAGGAAGUAUUCGCACCUUGGCACGAUCCAGCAAUAGACAAAGUCGCCACUGAAUUGAUUUAUCAUCAAGUGACACGGGGACUAAAAUAUGGUGAAUACAGAUGCAACAACGAAGGUGCUAUUGCUAUGCUUAUUGCCGAACAACUGUACAUCGAGCAUGAAAAAGGUCUGACUGCUGCCAAUUUGAAAAGCGCUAUGCCUCUCUAUGUACCAAAUCACCUUCUCCAGGGUGCGACCGAAGAAGCACUACCAAAGUGGGAAAAACUUACGUUGGAAGCUUAUAAGAAGAACAUCAACGUGAUCGAGUCAGCAUCCGUGUCAAAAGCGAAGGAAGACAUAGUGCAAUUCGCCAAGAUUACGUGGCCGAUAUUAUUUUCGAGAUUUUACGAGGCUACCAGAAUUUCCGGUCCGGCUCUUCCGGUUGACAAUGUAAUCGUAGCAGUCAAUUGGACAGGAAUUUAUUUGGUGGACGAUCAGGAACGAAUGCUCAUGGAAUUAUCCUUCCCCGAGAUCAUCGAGGUCACAUUCCAAAGAUUCAAUAAUGCAUUGAUGGGAAAUUUGAUGAUUACUACGGUACAACUUGAAGAGUAUGUUUUUCAAAGCCCAGACGCCGAAGAUCUCGCAUACUUAGUGAAUCUUUUGAUUGAUGGCUUGAAGGAAAGAUCAUGCUACGCUGUCGCUACUCAAGACUACAUGAAUGGGGUGGUUCCUGAAAUCGGCGAGACUCAAUCUUACUUGCCUCUGAGACGCGGGGAUUUGAUUAAGUUGUCACCAAACUACUUGGGCAAUCGUCUUGUCAAUUUAAUCUGGGGACAUGGGGAAUGCAAUGGGGUUAAAGGCGAAUUUCCAACUGAAUGCGUUUAUCUUUUGCCUACUAUUGCGAAGCCGUCGCAAUCCCUAAUUAAUUUCUUCAAAACCGAUCACACGGCUCAGAAGCAUUUGGAAAAACGUCAAAAUCUCCGAAACACCGAAACGUCACAUGUCCACACAUUGCGAAAAUUCGCAGAGGAUAACUUCCGACCCAGUUUCAAUGUGACGUUAUCACGAGGUUCGAGUAUAUCAGCAGCGAAACGAACGGUGCCCGAAAAAUUGUGGAAACACACCAGAACCCCGGUAAAAGCUCCUCAUCUUGCGAAAAUCUGCGAACUCGAGAAUGACCUUGCUCAACAGGCUGUAGGCAUUUUCUCGAGCAUACUCAAGUACAUGGGGGAUCUACCGAGUAACAGACAGAAACUUGCCACCGAAUAUACCGACCUCAUUUUUAAACCAGCCCUCGAGCACGCUAUACUCCGGGACGAAAUUUAUUGUCAAUUAAUUCGGCAACUGACCGAAAACAGAAUACGUUUGAGCGAAGAACGGGGUUGGGAAUUGAUGUGGCUUGCUACGGGAAUAAUGAGCUGUGGCAAAAGUGUACAGAAAGAGGUUGUGAAGUUCCUUGAGUCUGCGAAAAGCCCAAUAGCAAACGAUUGUCUUGUGAGACUUGGCAAAACAACCAAAUGGGGCAAUCGCAAAUAUUCGCCCUACAUACUCGAGGUCGAAGCUAUACGAUUCAAGAGCAUGCAGAUAUUCCACAAAAUUUAUUUCCCUAACGAUACUGACGAGGCUUUUGAGAUUACGUCCGCCACGCGAGCGAGCGACCUCUGUGAGGAAAUAUCAGCGAGAAUGCAUCUAAAGAGCAGCGACGGUUUCAGUCUUUUCGUAAAAAUAAUCGAUAAAGUAUUUUCGGUUCCUCACGAAUACUACUUUUUCGAUUUCGUGCACGAGUUGAUGCAAUGGGCGAAACAAUCGAGACCGAUGGCAAAAUUGACGGAAACAUUGAACGUUCGAUAUCAAAUAUUUUUCAUGAAAAAGUUGUGGGUCAAUUCAUAUCCAGGACGUGAUCCAAACGCUGAUGAAAUAUUUUACUUCCAUCAAGAAUUACCCAAAUACUUGCGAGGGUAUCAUCGCUGCAGUAAACCAGAAGCCAUUAAACUCGCAGCCCUCAUUUACCGGAGCAAAUAUGGCGAAAGUAAAAACGAGUUGGCCGAAAUACCAAACCAAAUCCGAGAGUAUGUGCCGACUGAUUUGGUGCAUAUUUUGAGCGGCAGUGACUGGAAGAGGCAAAUCACUGCGGCCUAUAACCAACAUUCGGAUGAUAUUCUUUAUUUCACAGGUAAGAGCGAGUCCGAAUCGAAACUCCAAUUCCUGCAGCACUUGUAUCAAUGGCCGACUUUCGGUUCGGCGUUUUUCGAAGUUAGACAAUCGACGGAAUCGAGCUUUCCGGAGUUCAUGUUAUUGGCGAUAAAUAAGAACGGGGUGAGCGCGAUAGACUCUCAAACGAAAGAAAUUUUGGCGAUGUGGAGUUUCACGGAGUUGUCCAACUGGUCGUCAGGGAAUACGUACUUUCAUAUGACGAUUGGCAACUUCAUGAAAGGCCAAAAAAUUCUUUGCGAGACUGCAUUGGGCUACAAAAUGGACGAUCUUAUAUCAUCGUACAUCAACUAUCUUCGUGGCACUGUACAAGGGGAUUCGUCGAUUCUUCAAAUUUGAAAAAUCUCGAACACCUUUGAAAAUAAAUUGAGGCAAAUAAAAUCAAAAAAUAGUUCGAAAUAAUUCAUCAAAAAUUUCGAAAUAUAACUUUCGAAAGAGCCUAAUAGUAUGAGAAAAAAAAACUUUCGAUCGAAUGAAAUUUGUUGAUUUUUUCAAUUUGAAUAAUUUUUUUCAACUUGAUAAAAUGGGUCUAAAACAUCUUCACUUUUGAGUCUGAAAGCUAGACCCAAAAAGAUGAAAUCUGAUCCAUAACUAUUAACAUUAGUUAAAUAUGCAUAAUUCUCCUAAAUCGAAAAAAGAAUCAACUACAAAAUUCAAAUUGAAUAAAAUUUGUUCAUAAGCGUUUUUUCAAUUGGAAUAGAAUAAAAAAUUCUGAAACUCUGUAAUUGAUGACCUAAAUAUUAGAUUCUUGAUUGGAACUAUUAAAUAAUAAAACAAAAUGGAAUGUUUGCUUUUUGUUUACGUGGAAAAUCUCUUCAAUCAAACUGCGUAAACUUCAAUCAAACUGCAUUCGGUUCAACGCGUGUCAUCUAAACCCUUGUUUGCUUUGAAUAAUUCGAUCAACACUGAAAUAAUUUCAAAGUUUGAUCUCAGAAAUACGGUAAGUUACGUAGCCGGAACUUCAAGAAAAAAAAUAUCACAAUUAACAAAAAUGAAAACAUAAUCAUUCUUCUGUAGUUGAUUAGUAGGAAAACAAAUCCGCUCCUAGAAAAACUACGCGCAAACACGUAGACGACGAAAGACAAAAAUCAAUAAUAUUGAAAUAGAAAUCGAAACUUCAAUCGAUAAAAAGCGAUGAUACAAUAUGAAUAAAAAAAAUUUGUAAUAAUUUGAAUCAUGAAUGAAAUGACAAGAAAAUAAAUAGUUA